AUGGCUUAUUGUGUAAAGCUAGCCACGCAGGCAGCUGGGCGCUGGGAACGCAGCCUGCCACUCCUUCUACACAUGACUGUGGCCCUACUUAAUUUCACGGUGCCAGGAGAGGGAAAAGUGUGCAGGAUAGAAGUGAAGAGCUGUGAAGAGUCUGGUGUGAAGGGGCAUGCUUUCUGGAUGACUAAACUAGCUCAGACUCUUACAGAUUGGGAAGCUGAGGCAUUGGGAGCCCAGAACCUGCUCGGAAUGGCUGCCCACAACCCUGGCCUCAGUGGGAACCUGCCUUUAGCCUUUCAUCGCUGUAGUCUGGGGUUGUCUGUCCUCUUAAGACUCCCUAACUCUGUGCUCAAGACUCACCUCUGCCAGCCACACUACAGGAGGGUCAUCCCACCUCAGUUAAACAUCUCUAGAAAUGCCCCACAGACGUCCAACGGUGUGUCUCCUAGGGAAGAGAAGAAGUACGUGAAUCGAUACUGGAAAGAAAUCCGAGUGGGCGACUUCGUCCAUCUUCGCUGCAAUGAGAUCAUACCUGCGGACAUUCUGCUGCUGUCAUCCAGUGACCCUGACGGGCUGUGCCACAUCGAGACUGCUAACCUGGACGGAGAGACCAACCUGAAGCGGCGGCAAGUGGUCCGUGGCUUCUCGGAGCUGGUCUCAGAAUUCAACCCUUUAAUGUUCACGGGCGUAAUCGAGUGUGAGAAGCCAAACAACAACCUGAGUAGGUUUCGUGGCUGCAUCAUCCACAGCAAUGGGGAGAAGGCUGGGCUGCAUAAGGAAAACUUGCUGCUUCGAGGCUGCACCAUCAGGAACACAGAGGCGGUGGUUGGCAUUGUCAUCUAUGCAGGACAUGAAACCAAAGCCCUGCUGAACAAUAGCGGGCCCCGCUACAAGCGCAGCAAGCUUGAGAGACAAAUGAACUGUGAUGUCCUCUGGUGUGUCCUCCUCCUCGUCUGUAUGUCUCUGUUCUCAGCGGUUGGGCAUGGAUUGUGGGUACGGCGCUACCAAGAGAAGAAAGCGUUGUUUGAUGUUCCCGAGUCUGACGGCAGCUCUCUGUCCCCAGCCACGGCCGCUCUUUACUCCUUUUUGACGAUGAUAAUUGUUCUGCAGGUACUGAUCCCGAUCUCCUUGUACGUGUCAAUUGAAAUCGUCAAGGUGUGCCAAGUAUACUUCAUUAACCAAGAUAUAGAACUAUAUGACGAGGAGACAGACUCACAGAUGCAGUGCCGAGCUCUGAACAUUACGGAAGACUUAGGGCAGAUACAAUACAUCUUCUCAGACAAAACUGGCACUUUAACUGAGAACAAGAUGGUCUUCCGAAGAUGCACCGUGUCUGGCAUAGAAUAUGCUCACGAUGCCAACGCCCAGCGACUGGCCAGGUACCAAGAGGUGGACUCAGAAGAGGAGGAAAUGGUACCCAAGCUGGGUCCAUCCUCCCACCGUGGCAGCACCGGAAGCCACCAAAGCAUCCGUGCCACUCUCAAGAACCAGAGUAUGAAAUGCCACCGGCGCUCGGGCAGUCGGGCUGAGGCCAAGAGAGUCAGCAUGCUGUUGAAGCACACUGCCUUCAGUAGCCCCAUGGAGAAAGACAUCACGCCUGACCCCAAGCUGCUGGAGAAAGUGAGCGAGUGUGACAGGUACCUGGCCACUGCCAGGCACCAGGAGCAUCCUCUGGCCCACCUCUCACCUGAGCUCUCUGAUGUCUUUGACUUCUUCAUUGCACUGACCAUCUGCAACACAGUGGUGGUCACGUCUCCGGAUCAGCCACGGCAAAAGGUGAGAGUGAGGUCGGAGCUGAAGUCCCCAGUGAAGACGAUCGAAGAUUUCCUUCGUAGGUUCACACCCAGUCGCCUGGCUUCCGGUUGUAGCAGUAUCGGGAACCUAACCACCAGUAAGUCCAGCCACAAGUCUGGAUCUGGUUUCCUUCCCAGCCUGUCUCAGGACAGCAUGAUCCUCAGGCUGGAGGAGAAGCGAGGGCAAGUGGCACCGGCCAUUGCCAGCAAUGGCUAUAGCAGCCAGGCAGCUCAGGCAGAAGGCUGGACCCCAGACUGCAAUUCAGAGAAGUUCUCUGGGGAGCAGAUAAGUCUGGGGGAAGAGGAGUUGCGCUAUGAAGCUGAGAGCCCAGAUGAGGCUGCCCUGGUGUAUGCAGCCCGAGCCUACAGCUGCACACUGGUGGACCGUCGUCACGACCAGGUGUCCGUGGAGCUGCCCCACCUGGGCAGGCUCACCUUCGAGCUGCUGCACACGCUUGGCUUCGACUCCAUCCGCAAGAGGAUGUCAGUGGUGAUCCGACACCCGCUGACGGACGAGAUCAUCGUCUACACCAAGGGGGCCGAUUCGGUGAUUAUGGAUCUUUUGCUGCCGUGCUCCUCAGAUGACGCCAGAGGAAGGCACCAGAAAAAGAUCCGGAGUAAAACGCAGAAUUACCUCAACCUCUACGCCGUGGAAGGCCUGCGCACGUUGUGCAUUGCCAAGAGGGUUUUGAGCAAAGAAGAGUAUGCUUGCUGGUUGCAGAGCCACAUAGAGGCAGAGGCAUCUGUGGAAGGCCGUGAGGAGCUCCUCUUCCAGUCUGCGGUUCGCCUGGAGACAAACCUGUGCCUGCUGGGUGCCACUGGGAUAGAAGACCGCCUUCAGGACGGCGUUCCUGAAACCAUCGCUAAAUUACGACAGGCUGGCCUGCAGAUAUGGGUUCUCACGGGUGACAAACAAGAGACAGCCAUUAACAUUGCCUAUGCCUGCAAGCUGCUGGACCAUGAUGAGGAAGUCAUCACACUGAAUGCUGAUUCUCAGGAAGCCUGCGCAGCCCUUCUAGACCAAUACCUCCACUAUGUGCAAUCCAGAAUCUCCCAAAGCACCCCUGAGCAUACCGAAAUGAACGUGAGCGUGGGGUUCUCUUUCAACCCAGCCUGCACAUCCACCAGCUCCAGCCCCAGCUCUAGCCCCAGCCCCAGCCCAAGCCUUGUGAUUGAUGGCAGAAGUCUGGCCUACGCCCUUGAAAAAAGUCUAGAGGACAAAUUUCUCUUCCUGGCCAAGCAGUGUCGCUCUGUCCUCUGCUGCCGGUCAACGCCUUUGCAGAAGAGCAUGGUGAUAAAGCUGGUGAGAAGCAAGCUCAAGGCCAUGACCCUGGCCAUAGGUGAUGGAGCGAACGAUGUCAGCAUGAUCCAGGUGGCAGAUGUGGGCGUGGGGAUCUCAGGCCAGGAGGGCAUGCAGGCUGUGAUGGCCAGCGACUUUGCGGUGCCGAGGUUCCGAUACCUGGAGAGACUCUUACUCGUCCAUGGACACUGGUGCUACUCCAGACUGGCCAACAUGGUGCUAUAUUUCUUCUACAAGAACACAAUGUUUGUGGGCCUCUUAUUUUGGUUCCAGUUCUUCUGCGGCUUCUCCGCCUCCGCCAUGAUUGACCAGUGGUAUCUGAUAUUCUUUAAUCUGCUCUUCUCGUCACUUCCCCAGCUUGUGACUGGGGUGCUGGAUAGAGACGUUCCCGCUGACAUGUUGCUGAGAAAGCCACAGCUUUACAGGAGUGGCCAGAACAUGGAGGAGUACCGGCCACAAGCAUUCUGGUUAAACAUGGUGGAUGCCGCCUUCCAGAGCCUGGUGUGUUUCUUCAUUCCAUACCUGACGUACUAUGACUCGGAUGUGGAUGUGUUUACCUGGGGGACCCCUGUCACAACAAUAGCACUGUUCACCUUCCUUCUGCACCUGGGUAUUGAAACCAAAACCUGGACCUGGCUCAACUGGUUAGCCUGUGGCUUCAGUAUCUUCCUGUUUUUUUCCGUGGCUCUGAUUUACAACACCUCCUGUGCUAUCUGCUACCCUCCGUCUAACCCUUACUGGACCAUGCAGACAUUACUGGGUGACCCUCUGUUUUACUUGACUUCUCUCAUCACGCCCGUGGCUGCACUGCUGCCCAGAUUGUUUUUCAAAGCGCUCCAGGGGAGCCUUUUCCCCACCCAUCUCCAGCUGGCACGCCAGUCAUCCAAUAGCUCUUCUAACAAAUUCAGUGCUCCCAAAGAGACUUCUACUCAGGGACAGCCGCCUGGAGACUCAGAAACGGAGAUUUCGGAAAGGAAGACCCUGGGACCUUUCGAGUCCCUGCCCAAGGAUUGUGCCUCUCAAGCUUCCCAGUUUGCACAGCAGCUGGGCUGCUCCCCAGAGGCCAGUGGGGAGCCCAGCUCAGUGGAUGCGAACAUGCCAUUAAGAGAGAGCACCUUGUUAGGACUUGGCAUGCAGGCUUCCAGGCCAUCCGUGCCUGGGGAGGCUGUUUCAGAAGAGCGUCCUUGGGGCUCCAGGAGGAAGGCCACCAGUGCCAGCCAGAUGGCCCCCUUGUCACCACUCUUGACCCUGCCCAGCUUUGGCUCGCUCAACUGGAUUUCCUCCCUCUCGCUGUCCAGUGGGCUGGGAAGCGUCUUGCAAUUGUUCACAAGUAGUUUACAGAUGAGCAAGCAGGAUGGUGAAUUCCUGUCGAGUCCCCCGCAGCCAGCUCAGGACCUGCAUGGCUUACGGGGAAAAGUCACGGGCUCCUUGUAGCACCCCCUCCAAAUGGUCACAACUGAUUGUGGUGACAAAGAAAUCCUUGAAAUGGCCUUUUUUAUUAUGCAACAGAUGUUAAUGUUAUUUAUGUUUAUUUGCACAGAAGAGUUAUAGGAAGAUGUAUUUUUAAAAUGUUUCCAAGACAAAUAUAGGAAACCAGAGGUACCAAAAGAGAAAGUUUAUUUUUUUGAAGUUCUAAGUAGAGUUAUACUGAAGAAAAAUAAGAACAUAUGUCUCUACCUGUCUAUCCGCACAUAAAGGUGAAAGAAGAGUGGCCCUUGAAAUGUGUCUAGAUUCAUUUCUUCAUCGCAUUUUGUAAGAAAAAGCCAUGUGCUUUGUGUCUUCGGCACACAUGGCCCUUGCUCUCUGUGAGCAGAAAUACAUGUGCAACUGGGACAGCAAUCCCUGGGGUGGCUGUGGCGGGUGUGGACCCCAGGACCAGGAAGGAGGAAGGAAGACAGAGGGGAGGGAGGAUGUGUGACCUUUGAGACAGAUUCCUCUAUUGAUUUCCAGUGUUACCAACAGCGAAAGGAACGGGAAAGCUCAAGAAACAUUCAUG
This is a messenger RNA of Microtus ochrogaster (prairie vole), 5086 nucleotides long. It is a transcript of the gene Atp10a, whose product is annotated as ATPase phospholipid transporting 10A (putative). Gene Ontology annotation, biological process: phospholipid translocation. Gene Ontology annotation, molecular function: ATP hydrolysis activity; ATPase-coupled intramembrane lipid carrier activity; magnesium ion binding. Gene Ontology annotation, cellular component: plasma membrane. The coding region runs from base 1 to 4524 and encodes 1507 amino acids. Lineage: Eukaryota; Metazoa; Chordata; Mammalia; Rodentia; Cricetidae. The record is from RefSeq and is a predicted model, not a curated record. The transcript has 23 exons.